AUGUCAAAUAUACAGGUUGUUGUUAGAUGUCGAGGAAGGAAUUCUCAAGAGAUUGCUGCUAAAUCUCCUAUAGUUGUUGAAUUGACUGAUGAUAACUUCUCUAUCAGUGAACCAUAUAUUACCAUCAAUCAAGGUUAUACCAAGGCAACAACUACCACCACUAAUGUUUCCACCACCAACACCACCACAAAUACAACAUCUGCAACACCAAAUACAAGUGCUUCAUCUUUAGAUACAAACCUGAAACGAACAUACAAGUUUGAUCAAAUCUAUGGUUCUCAAGCAGAUCAAAAUCUAAUCUAUUCUCAACUUGCUCAUCCUUUACUUUUAGAUUUUUUACGAGGGAUAAAUGUUACUAUUUUAGCAUAUGGACAAACUGGUACGGGGAAAACUUAUACUAUGAGUGGGAUGGAUAAUAAUAAUAAACUUGAUGAAAGCUCAGAAAUAGCAGGAAUCAUCCCCAGAUUAUUAGGUGAAUUAUUUCAAAAUUUAUUAUCCAAUACCACCACAACUGAUUAUAUGGUGAAAAUUUCAUAUUUGGAAAUAUAUAAUGAAGAAUUGAUUGAUUUAUUGAGUAAUAAUAAUAGUAAUAAUCGAAAAUUACGAAUUCAUGAAAAAAUAAAUGCCAAUAAAGUGAAAUCUAUUGGGAUACAAAAUUUAACUGAAUAUACUAUAAACAAUUAUAAUCAAGGAAUUAAAUAUUUAAAAAUGGGAUUACAAAAAAAGAAAACCAGUAGUACCAAUUUAAAUGAGACAUCAUCACGUUCACAUACUAUUUUUUCAGUACAAUUAUAUCAAAAAAUAACAUCGUUAACACCAUCGGGAAACGAUAAUGAAGAAUCAGUUUAUCGAAUUUCGAAAAUGAAUUUAGUUGAUUUGGCUGGUUCAGAAAAUAUUAGUCGAUCAGGGUCUAUAGUCAAAGAAGCUGGAGGGAUAAAUCAAUCUUUAUUAACUUUGGGUAGAGUAAUAAAUUCAUUGAAUGAAAAAAAAUUACUGCAUAUUCCUUAUCGAGAAUCGAAAUUAACUCAUAUUUUACAAGAUUCAUUAGGUGGCAAUACUAAAACUACUUUAAUUGCCACUAUUUCUCCAGCACAAGUCAAUCUACUGGAAACAUGUUCGACAUUAGAUUAUGCCAGUAAAGCAAAAAACAUUAAGAAUGCCCCCAUGAUUGGUCAUGAUUCAGAAAUCAUCAUGAAAAAAACAUUGGUGAAGAAUUUGGCUCAAGAAUUAACUUUAUUAAAUAUGGAUUUAAUUGCUACAAGAAAUAAGAAUGGAGUAUAUUUAGAUCCAGAAAAUUAUGAUCAAUUGAUUCAAGAAAAUGAAUCAUUGAAAACUGGGGCUAAAGAAGAUAGAUUGAAAUUGGAACUGUUACAAGCGAAAAUUGAAACUCUAGAAUAUACUAAAUUGGAAAAUAAGGAAGAAAUUAAUAAUAUGAAACAACAAUUACAAAGUUAUCAACUGAAAUUGCAAAUAUUAGAAACUAAAUAUCAUAAAGCCGUUGGGUUGAAUCAAACCAACCAAGAAACCAUUUAUGAAUUGAAUAAUAAAUUGAAACGAGCAUUUGAAAAAUCUUCUAGUUCAGCAGAAUUGUUAGUUAAUUUAUUAUCAAAUCAUUUACAUACUUCGAUUGGAUUAGUUAAUGAUAGUAGGAAUUUACAACAAGAUAAUAAAUCUGUGGAUCAAUUGAAUAAUUUCCAAUUGGAAUUUAUUAAAAAUUUGGAUGAAUAUAAACAACAACUUGGGAAAAAUUUACAAGAUUAUCAAUUACAAGUUGGAAAUAUAGUGAAUGAAGAUUUAACUAAUUAUAUUUCCACAUUCCAACAAAACUUUGAUAAUUUAUUAUCAUUUCAACAAGAAUUUUAUACCAAAACGUUUGAAGUGAUACAAGAUUUUAAAAUUAUUAAUGAGAAAUUAUCAGGAUUUUUAAAAGAUGAUUAUUUACAUAAUAUUGAAACCAAUUUAAAUUCCAAACUUGCCACUAUUCUUGGAGAGAAUUUACCCAUUGUAGUUGAUAAUCUCAAGAAAUUAAUGACCAAAGAAUUGGAAUUGACAAUGAAUAAUGUUAUUACGAAAUAUAAAACUGUAUCAAAUGAAGAAAUUUCGAAAGAAAGAGAAAAUGUAUUAAAAAUGGAAAAUUCUUGGAAUAGUCAAAUCAAUAAUUUAUUACCAAAACUAGAAACUGAUUUGAAUAAUAAUAAUAAAUUCCAUCAAAAUUGUCAAGAAAAUUUACAAAAUAUUAUUAACAGUAAUGAUAUUUGUGACAAGAUAAAUAAAUUUCAACAAGAUAAUUCACAAUUGGAUAUUUUGAAUGAUUUUGAUUUAAAACCUAAAUUAACAUCAUCAAUAAAUGUUAUAUCUAAUGAUAUACAAAAAUAUCAAGAUCAAAUGAAUAAUAAUUUAAAUAAAAUCAAUGAAGAAUUAACUCAAAUUCAACAAUUUGAUGCUAAUACCAUGAAAAUAUCACCUAUUAAAGAAUGUUCAAGAAUACCCAUAACAAGUAUGAAUAUUACUAAUAAUCAAUUUAAACCAAUUAAAUUACAUCGAAGUAAUACUACUUGUGGUGAUAGUAAUGAGAAAUCUCUUUCACCUACUAGAAUACCAACAUUACAAAGAUCGAAAACUAUUACUAAUUCUGAAGAUAUAUUACAUGAUUUGGAUUCAGGUACACCCAUCGCCACCGCCACCGCCACCAAAAAGAGAAAAAUAUUACAAACAAUGGACAAUUUAUUAUAA
Molecule: messenger RNA, 2733 nt
Organism: Candida dubliniensis CD36
Lineage: Eukaryota; Fungi; Ascomycota; Pichiomycetes; Serinales; Debaryomycetaceae
Gene: KIP1
Product: Kip1p
Exons: 1
Coding region: 1-2733 (910 amino acids)
Biological process (GO): mitotic spindle assembly; microtubule-based movement
Cellular component (GO): spindle microtubule; nucleus
Molecular function (GO): microtubule binding; ATP binding; plus-end-directed microtubule motor activity
Source: RefSeq, a predicted model, not a curated record